This is a messenger RNA of Triticum urartu, 1269 nucleotides long. The record is from RefSeq and is a predicted model, not a curated record. NCBI's taxonomy places the organism in Eukaryota, Viridiplantae, Streptophyta, Magnoliopsida, Poales, Poaceae.
ACUUGCAAGUUCGUACCAACACAAGCUUAGCCAUGACGAUGAGGAAGCGCCCAUCCGCGUCCUCUCUUCUCGUAGCACCGUUGCUGCUUAUGCUUCUUCCAGUGUUUGCUCUUGCUGCCGGGAGGCACAACCUGAUCACUAGAGACCCUCAGUACGGCCCACGGGCGAACCCAAAUUCAGAACCACUACCAGGAAAACAGCCAGAUCCAAACCCUCAACCAUUGCCGGGACCACAACCAGACCCAAAGCCGCAACCGCUACCCGAGCCUAAACCUCAUACAAACCCACAACCACUGCCAGAUCCACAACCUGAUCCAAACGCUCAACCAUUACCAGGACCACACCCUGACCCAAAUCCACAACUAUUGCCAGGACAAAACCUGCAACAGUUGAUGAACCCACAGCCAAACACAAAGCCGCGGCCACUACCAGACCCACUAGCAAAACCAAACCCUCGGCCAUUACCAAGACCGCAGCCUGAUCGAAAUCCACAACCAUUACCAGACCCAAACCCGAAACCAUUGCCGGACCCACAGCCAAACCCAAACCCUAAGCCACUACCAGGGCCGCAACCUGAUCCAAACCCACAACCAUUACCAGAACCAAACCCAAAACCAUUGCCGGACCCACAACCAAACCCAAACCCUCAGCCAUUACCAGGACCACAGCCUGAUCCAAACCCAGAACCAUUACCAGACCCAAACCCGAUACCAUUGCCGAACCCACAGCCAAACCCAAACCCUCAGCCAUUACCAGGACCACAGCCUCAUCCAAACCCGCAACCAUUACCAGACCCAAACCCGAAGCCAUUGCCGGACCCACAGCCAAACCCAAACCCUCAGCCAUUACCAGGACCGCAACCUGAUCCAAACCCACAACCAUUACCAGACCCGAAUCCACAACCACUGCCUGACCCGAAUGCACAACCAAAACCACCACUUGGGACUCAAGCAGAAAAAGGAAAUGGUGAAGCAAACGUCCAAGAGUAAUUGUUGGCAUGAGAUGUUCGGGUACAUCAACCAUGCCAGACAUAGUAUCAUCAUUACUUAUAUUGCCGGUUGGAUUAAAUAAGUGGUGUGUUGUAACCCACCACCAUUAAGUCAUCCCAUGCUAUAUAAUGUCAAGAUCAAUCAAGAUUAGGGCAUGAUGCCCAUGUAAAUCUUGUGAUUGUUCUUAUUUACUUUUCUGGCUUGUACGGAGGAUGAUGGCUUGUGUGUGCUGGUUGUACUAUGAUUGUGUGAUGAUAUAUACUAAAAAAAUUACUUUGUA